GGCCGGGAGGAGGCCUGAUGCAGCAGGGAUGGCCCCUUCCUGUGCUGCUUUCCACGCUGCAUUCUCCGCUGCUCCUCUUCUUGCCAAAAACUGCAUUUGGAAUUUCUCAGCACAGAGACAUUGGCGGCCAUCCAUGUUCGAGCAGAGCUGUCUUUGUACUGGAUCCUGGGAGCUUUGAGAGACUGCCCCUUUGAUGAGCUGUUGAAACUGCAGCCAGCGUGGUGUAGUGGUUAGAGUGCUGGACUAGGACCGGGGAGACCCAAGUUCAAAUCCCCAUUGAGCCAAGAUACUUGCUGGGUGACUCUGGGCCAAUCAUUUCUCUCUCAGCCUAACCUACUUCACAGGGUUGUUGUGUGGAAAAAAUUAAGUAUGUAGUACAACGCUCUGGGCUCCUUGGAGGAAGAGCGGGAUAUAAAAUGUAAAAAUUUAAAAAAAAAUGCAGGCGAAAAGGGCUCCCUGGCUUUAGGCAGGCCACUGGAUCCUUCCGGAACAGGAAAGACUAUAAAGGACUUCCUGUUUGGGCUAGAACUUUGCCUAAGCAAUAAGGUCUCUUUGGCUCUGGUGUGUUCCUGUUUGCGACUGCUAUCUUUAGUUUUGACUACCUGCUUCCAUCUUGACCCCUGGCUUGACUCUUCAGCCCUGGCCUGGUUCUUGACUCCAGACUUCUGCCUCCAUUUCUGACUCCUUGUUGGACUCAUCGGUUUUGACUUCCGGUUUCCAUCUUGAUUCCUGGCUUGCUUCUUGGUCCUGGCUUGUGGCCUAACGCCUCAGUUUUGCUCUCUGACUUCCAUCCUGGCUUGCUUCUCAGUCGUGGCUUGACUCUCCACUCCUGGCGUCUGGCUUGAUUCCUCAGUUCUGACCUCCAGCUUCCAUCCUGAUUCCUGGCUUGCUUCUCAGUCCUGGCUACUGACUUGAUUCCAUAGUCCUGAUUCCUGGCUUGAUUCUCUGACUCAGGACUUGACUCUUCAGUUCUAAAUCCUGGCUUGACUCUUCGGUUCUGACUCCCCUGUGGUUGCUGCCCACAGCUCAGCCCUGACAAAUGACAGGGAAGAUUCCAGGAGGCGAUACGGAGACAAAUAUUACCAGCUGAAGAUGAAAAUGAAAGAGGAAGUCUCAACAGUUCCUGCACCUGGCAGAGAACCGGAAGAAUCCAGAAACAGCCUCCAUGUUGCCCAGGAGGGGACUGUGGAAGAGGGUCAGCGCCCCAUUAGACCUGAGCAGACUAAAUUGGAACCAGAAGAGAGGCAGCUGCAGUGCUGGGAAGCCCAAUGGCAGGAGUUCCUGAAGAGAGUAGAGUCCUCUCACUCUGUGUGGGGCAACACACAGCUGUCAGAGGCCAAGGCCUCUCUUGUUCUCUCUGAUAUCUGCCAAGGGCCACGUAGAAAUGGGGUGUCCAGACUUCUGCCAGCCUCCAUAGGUGGAGACCCAAAGGCCUCUGGGACCCUGAAACCUGGAGAAGAGGGCCAAAACGUGAAGGAGGAUUUUCUGAGCAAUGAGAGCAUCAAUGCUGAAGUCCAGCGCCAACGUUUCAGAACUUUCUGCUACCAGGAGGCUGAGGGACCUCGAAGGGCUUUCCGCCAACUCCAGGAACUUUGCCAUCAGUGGCUGCAGCCAGAAAGACACACCAAAGAGCAGAUCCUGGAGCUGGUGAUCCUGGAGCAGUUCCUGGCCAUCCUGCCCUUGGAGAUGCAGAGCUGGGUCAGGGAAGGCCAGCCAGAGACUGCCUCCCAGGUGGUGGCCCUGGCAGAGCAUUACCUGCAGGAGACCCAAAGAUGGCAACAGCAGGUGCUGGGAACAUUUGACAAGCUGAAUGCAAGUUUCUCCAAAUCUGAGCAGAUUCCCCUGGAUCCUCAAGAGAAGAAUCCCUCCUUGGAGAUCAAACAAGAGAGCAAUGGAUACCACAGCUUACUAGGAGGUGAUAUACUGGUGAAUGAGUGUGGCAAGGAACUACAGGGGAUGCCCUCAGAAAAAUCAGAGCAUGAGGAGGAGGAAGAAAUCCUUGGCAACCAACACAGACCAGAGAAGUUGAUGGAAAACGAGACAGAAGAGGGAAGGAAUCAACACAUUACUGGGUUAGGUAGUGACAGCUGCAAAAUUACAGCCCCAGAAAAAAUACACCAAGGGACUAGAAGGAAUACAUGCUCUAUUUGUGGGAAGAGCUUUACUCGAAAAUCGGGCCUCAAUAGACACCAAAGAAUCCACACAGGAGAGAAGCCCUAUGAAUGUGCAGACUGUGGGAAAAGCUUCAAUCGGAAAGCCAACCUUAUGACACACGAGAGAAUCCACACCAGACAGAAACCAUACCAAUGCUCUGACUGUGGGAAAGGCUUCAAACAUAAAUCAGGCCUUACUCUGCACCAGAGAAAUCACACCGGAGAGAAGCUUUACAAAUGCUCAUACUGUGGCAAAAGCUUCAAUCGGAAAGCAAAUCUGAUGAUCCACGAGAGAAUUCACACAGGACAGAAACCAUACACAUGCUCGCACUGUGGGAAAGGCUUUGGGCAUAAAUCAGGUCUUACUGGACACCUGAAAAAUCAAACAGGAGGGCAGUAUAAAUGCUCCACCCGGAAGAAGAGCUACAUUCGGAAAGCAGAUGUUUUCAGAUACAGGCUGCUGAAUGAAUGUGAAAAAGAACCAGAGGAUAUACAUCCAGAAAAAGCAGAGCAAGAGGGAGGAACCUGUGGAGAUCACAGACCAGAUAUGCAGGUAGAAAACCAAACAGAAAUGUGGAUGAAUGCAUCCACCACAAGUCUAGGGGGUGAUGUUUGUGAAACGACAGUCCUGCAAAUAUUAGAUGAAGGAAUUAACAGGAACACCUGCCCUGUCUGUGAGAAGAGCUUUACGACCAAAUCGAGCCUUAGUAGACACCAGAGAAUCCACACAGGGGAGAAGCCAUAUAAAUGCACAUGUUGUGGGAAGAGCUUUAACCGGAAAGCGAACCUGAUGUCCCAUGAGCUAAUCCACACAGAACAGAAAUCCUACAAAUGUUCCAGCUGCGGGAAAAGCUUUCGACAUAAAUCAAGCCUUCUGGUGCACCAGACAAUACACACAGGGGAGAAGCCGUAUGACUGCUUGGUCUGUGGGAAGAGCUUCACACAGAGAGCAAAUGUAGUCAGGCACCAGAGAAAGCACACCAGAGAGGAGCAAGAUGGCUGUGCUUCUCAGACUUCAAAUAGUUGAGGCACGGUUUAGAAACAAUAAUAAUUGGAAGAACGUUUCACUCUCUUACCUGGAAAAGCUGGGUUGGUGUCAGUGCCCUGGCAGAGCUAACUUCUCAUGUUUGUCCUCGGGCCUCCCCAUCCCUGGGAGGAUCAAGCCCAGCCACAGUUUGGUUGACCAAUGCCAUUCUCCACCAGUGUUCCCUGUAGUAAGGAUCCCCAGCUGUUGUUGACUACAACCCCCAUAAUCCCCAGCCUUAGGCCAUUGCAACUGGAGAUGCUGGGAGUUGUAGUCAGCAGCUGGGAAUCCCUGUUACAGGGAAAACUGCCCCCCCCCACACACACACACAGAUCCAGCGCUUCCAGUAUAGCAUCAUUUAAGAGCUAAGAGCAUGGGGGGGGGAGGUGAUUGCCACCAAUCACCCACCAUAUUUUCCCACAAUGCCCUGGAACAUGACAUUGACAGCGUUGUGAGGGGGGAAUGGCAGCUGCCAAGCCCUGCUGUCCCUGCUGCCACCAAGAUAAGCUCUGCCAUGGACCUUAGAAGGACCCAUGAACCAUUGAAGGGCUCUUGCUGUGGGCUCCCUGAAACCUGCAGCUGGCCCUCUCGAAGGCUUACUCAUUGUGUGUUUAAACAUGAAAAACUGCACACCCAUGUGCGACGCUUCUCUAUAACGUGCUGUUCUGGGCACUUUUACGUUGUUGUUUUAUUCUCCUGCUCUAUCCCAUUCCGCUCAGAAUGGCUUCUAGCAGGGGUUACCAACAGUGGAUACUAGUACCCCUAGCAUAUCCCCCCAGCACUCCCUAGCACUCGUAGAGCUACCAGGAGAUACUUGGAGCCCUGCUGCCUCUCCACGCUGCAGCUACGCAGUUUGUUCCCCUUCUGAGGAUUGCCAGCUUGAAGCCAACACGUUCUCAGCAAUGUGUCCCAUGCAGAAGGGGCAGGAGGAGGGCCCCUCCUCCUUUGCUCCUGAUUGGCUGGCUGUGUGCUGAAACUCAGCCUGAUUGACAGGCUUCAGUAAAUUAGCACUAAGGACUUCCAUUGAAAUUAAUGGGACAAGUAAACAUGUCCUAUUAAUUUCAAUAAGACUCUUAUGGAUGUAAGCCAGUUACUGUAGUAGGCUGUCUCCCUACCUGUAAUGAUUAAAUUUGUGCUUUUACGUGUAUACACAUAAAUAUUACAGUUAUGAGGCGGGCUACUCCAGUCACUGGCUUACAUCCAGAUUGUUACUCAUAAGUAGUCUUAUUGAACUUAAUGGGACAAGUUUACUUUCAGUGGAAGUGCUUAUGAGUAACUUAAUCUGAUUUUAAGCCAGUGAUUGGAAUAGCCUGUUUCAUACCUGUAACAUUUAAAUGUGUGUGCUUAAACCUUCAGCUCAGUGUGUGUGUGUGUGUGUGUGCGCGCGUGCUUAACACACACACAUACACACAGCUGAAGGUUUGCAACAGAAAGGGUGCAUUUGUUUAAAAAAGGUUGGGAACCCCUGGCUCAUAGCAACCCCCCCCCAAAAAAAAUUACUGUUCCUCUUGGUUGGAAGGAGGCCAGCCCAGAACAGUUACUUACACAGAGAUGCAAAAGCCAGCCUCCUUUGCAAGAGGGUAAUUGAUGCUCUGCUUGUAUAUUGGAAAUGAUGUUCCAGCCUGUGUUCCCUCUAAGGUGUGCCUCAUGUGAGCAUGCUCACACUUUUAAAAUCUCCGCUGAGUUGAUUUUGGAUCCUGCUCAGGUUUAAUCCGGAAGGUCCCACUCUGAAUAUACAUGCGCACACACUGCCUUGAUACUGCCGCCCAGAAGAAAACUCAUUCCUCACACUGUUGAAAAAAAUUAGAGAGAACACUGGUUCCAACUGCACCUGCCACAGAGAUUGGUAGAGUUCCUUCCUUGUGUGGAGGUAGAUUGGAAGGAAGCUAAACCGGGAGUCAUGCAAAGGCAUGGUGGGACAGACUCCUGUGUUUUUUUUUUCUUUUUCUUGUGGCACCCUUGGAGCUGCCCACUGGCACACUAGCGCCCUCUCAUGCUCCGUUUCAGGGAUCACUGCUGUAGAUAUAAUCAGAAUUUACAUCAUGAGAAAACUUUCCCUGAAGUAUAUCUCUUAUUAAACAUCUGAUGAUAUGCAUAGGGAUAGGAGACACAGUAAGUAUUUAAACUCUGUGGGAAGAAUAAGAACAUGGGGUGGGGUGGGGGAUGGAAUGGUCACAAUUUUUCUAUUCAAAUUUGAUCUGGUGAGACAUGUUCUGUGGCAAGUUCAUUGGUAUUAAUUUGCAACAGAUUAGCACAUCAUGAAAUUUUCAAUUUCACCUCUCUUACUUUGCAAUUGUGUGUCUAAGCUUGACUUACUGCUAGCCAAGUAUUAUUUUUUGUGGAUGUUUGUCAGUAACGUGAUGUUAUAAUAAAUGUACUCUAUACAUUUUUUAAAGCCUAA
This is a messenger RNA of Hemicordylus capensis (graceful crag lizard), 5578 nucleotides long. Its product is annotated as zinc finger and SCAN domain-containing protein 31-like. Gene Ontology annotation, biological process: regulation of transcription by RNA polymerase II. Gene Ontology annotation, molecular function: RNA polymerase II cis-regulatory region sequence-specific DNA binding; DNA-binding transcription factor activity, RNA polymerase II-specific. NCBI's taxonomy places the organism in Eukaryota, Metazoa, Chordata, Lepidosauria, Squamata, Cordylidae. Bases 1093 to 3180 code for a protein of 695 amino acids. The transcript has 4 exons. The record is from RefSeq and is a predicted model, not a curated record.